This is a messenger RNA of Odontomachus brunneus, 1527 nucleotides long. Its product is annotated as chitinase domain-containing protein 1. Bases 249 to 1433 code for a protein of 394 amino acids. Gene Ontology annotation, biological process: carbohydrate metabolic process. Gene Ontology annotation, molecular function: oligosaccharide binding; chitin binding. The record is from RefSeq and is a predicted model, not a curated record. The transcript is spliced from 7 exons. Gene Ontology annotation, cellular component: extracellular region. Lineage: Eukaryota; Metazoa; Arthropoda; Insecta; Hymenoptera; Formicidae.
AGGAUUCACACCGAGUGCGGAAUCUGCCAAAGCGUCGAGUGUGUUUGUAUCCGGAGUAUACAUAUCAUUCUAAGAAUUAUAUUGAUAUCACUCGUAAGUGUAAAUUGCUGUUUAUUUUCCGAUUUAUUUGAAUUCUUGGUUUUACACACGCAAGAAUCAAUCCUUGGAGCAACCGAGAUAUAAAAUCAACCCGAAUAUUUUAAAUAUGGUUUCGUGUGUCUAGUAGUGCAAUAAUCAGAAUAAUUAUUAUGAAUGUGAUUACUUUAAUUGGGAUAUUGUGUUUGAUUGAAUUAUGCACUGGUACCAUAUCACCAUCUACAGGAAAGAUAAAGAAAGAUAAAGGGAAAACUAACAGUAAGAUACACAAAGGUCCUGUGGAUCAAGAUGUUUUCCAGAGGCAUUUGGUAGUGGAGAAUCCCAAACAACAGGAUAUACUUCAUGAAUCUGCACAAUACUUUCGAGAUACAAAGAAUAGAAGAUUCAAAGCAGAUGUUCUGGGAUAUGUUACACCUUGGAAUGGAUAUGGAUUUGAAAUUUCUAAAAUAUUUCAUGGUAAAUUCACCAUGAUAUCACCGGUAUGGUUGACAGUUCCUUUUGGAAAUACAUCAACCUAUCAAUUGUCUACUGAUGCUGUACAAACCAAAUGGAUCAAAGAAAUGAGAUCCAAUAAUAAUGCUAAUCAUAAUGUGAAACUUGUACCCAGAAUAUUAUUUGAACAUUGGACUGUUGAUGAUAUUACUCAAUUAUACAGUAAUACAGAGAGUCAAAUUCAGUUAAUAGUAACUCUCUUAGAUGCUGCUCAGACUUUCCACUUCAAUGGAUAUGUUUUAGAGAUAUGGAAUCAGUUUAUAUUUGCAGGUGCAAACCUGCCAGUUGUUACUUCAAUAGUCAAAUCUAUUGCACAUAAGCUGAAAAAAAAUAAUGUAGAUAUUAUAUUAGCUAUACCACCAUCUAGAGGUUUGCAGGUUGAAUUAUUUUCAAAACAACAAUUUGAUGAACUAGCACCAUAUGUAAAAGCUUUUUCACUUAUGACUUACGAUUAUUCGACUAUUCAAAGGCCAGGGCCAAAUGGCCCCAUUGACUGGGUUAGACAAUGUGUAGAGCUAUUGGUUCCAAAGAAAGAUGACCCUAAACGGUCUAAAAUUUUAUUGGGUAUUAAUUUCUAUGGUUACAAUUAUACGCCAGAUGGUGGCAGGGCGAUUGUUGCAUCUGAAUAUUUGGAAAUUCUCAAAUCAUUCAAAGGAAAAAUUCAAUGGGAUGAUAAGAGCAAAGAACAUUUCUUUGAGUCAAAGUUAGCCGUGGGUAAUGGCUAUGUCUUUUACCCUACUUUAUACUCGAUUAAACAUCGAUUAGAUCUUGCAAAUGAAUUAGGUACAGGAAUAUCUAUUUGGGAACUAGGUCAAGGAUUAAACUAUUUUUAUGACUUAUUAUAAAUUAGAUAUUUGUGUAUUUUAUAUUGUUUUGCAAUUUGCAUAAAUAGGUUUUUUUUAAACCUAUAUGUAUAAAUAUAUGUAUAUAUAAGAGAAA